Molecule: messenger RNA, 576 nt
Organism: Pelobates cultripes (western spadefoot toad)
Lineage: Eukaryota; Metazoa; Chordata; Amphibia; Anura; Pelobatidae
Source: the annotation of a GenBank genome assembly
AUGGAGGGCACUGUUAAGGCCCAUAAUAUGGCGGCGGACCAAGUUAACAGGCUGGCGGCCCGCGUUGCUGAAGUGGAGCUGGCGUUGGAGGACACCGCCAACCGCUCCCGCAGGAACAACUUGCGGCUGAGAGGCUUGCCAGAGAGGGAGGGAGAGGGGCCCCUCCAGGACAUGGUGCUCCAGAUCCUGCGCCUUCUGUUGCCAGAUCUGCCUGAGGAGAAGUGGCAGUUGGAGAGGGUACACCGUGCGCUCCACGCCAGGAGCAUGGUCCCCAACGCACCGAGAGACAUCAUUAUUAAGUUUCUGCACUUCCCCAUGAAGGAGGCGCUAAUGGUGCAGAGUAGGAAGUCAAGGAUCCAGUACCAGGGUACAGAUGUUCCAGGAUUUGGGGGGGGAAGGGUUCAGACCCUCUCUCCCGGGGGGGAUCCCCGGAGCUUCCUGGAGGCCCUGGGAGUGACACCGCCAAGGGAGCUGCCCAAGACUACUGAUGCCUACGGAGUGGCAAAUGGCGGGAGGUGGACUGUGAGGAGUCCCCCGGAGGGGAAGGACCCUGGUCUCGAGGAGCUGGAAACGUGA